Molecule: messenger RNA, 3722 nt
Organism: Carassius gibelio (silver crucian carp)
Lineage: Eukaryota; Metazoa; Chordata; Actinopteri; Cypriniformes; Cyprinidae
Product: synaptic vesicle glycoprotein 2B-like
Exons: 13
Coding region: 332-2398 (688 amino acids)
Biological process (GO): chemical synaptic transmission; transmembrane transport
Cellular component (GO): membrane
Molecular function (GO): transmembrane transporter activity
Source: RefSeq, a predicted model, not a curated record
CUGGAUGAGCCGGUCGACCCAUAAUCCUCUGGUCUCCCAACAGCCUCCUGUUAAGGUGACAUGUAGGGCUUGCCUUCUGAAACCCUGCCAGGAUUUUCCUUUGGAUUUUUAAAAUUCAUAUCAAAUACCAUUACACUUAAAGGAAUACCAAUUCUGGUGCAGCAUGUGGCCUUGUGUAGAACCAACCAAAGGGAACUAACUCAUUGGCCUUAACUUAAAUCAGGUGCAAUUAAUAUUUUAAGACCUUUUUGGAUUUGGAACUAUCUCCAAAGACUCAGAGAUUUCUGUGGAUUAUGCUAAUUUAGCUGUUUUGGAACAAAUUCGAUCCAAAAUGGAUGACCCUUACCAAAACAAUAUAAACCAGCAGGGAGAAACAUAUCCCACAUAUGGAGGAGGAGAGUACACUUACCCCUAUCAGACUGACUACCCUCCUCAGGAGGAAGAAGAUGCUGCUAGUGAUGUCACCGAGGGGCAUGAUGACGAGGAUCAGAUGUACGAGGGCGAGUACCAGGGCAUCCCUCAUCCGGACGAGAUCAAGGAGGCACGGAGAGCCGCCCGGAGGGAGGCCCGCAUGAAGACCAGGAUGGCAGCUGAGGUGGAGGAGGAAACGUUGCCUGAUCAAUACGAGUCCAUCAUGGAAGACUGCGGUCACGGCCGCUUCCAGUGGACCCUCUUCACGGUGCUGGGUCUGUCCCUGAUGGCUGAUGGGGUGGAGUGCUUCGUAGUGAGUUUCGCCCUGCCCAGUGCUGAGAAGGACAUGUGCCUGUCGAAUGCUGACAAGGGCAUGCUGGGUUUAAUAGUGUACGUGGGGAUGAUGAUCGGCGCUGUCCUGUGGGGCGGUCUGGCUGAUAAACUGGGCAGGCGACAGUGUUUACUCUAUGCACUGGCCAUCAACUGCAUCUUCUCCUUCCUGUCCUGUUUCGCACAGAGCUACGGCUUCUUCAUCUUCUUCAGACUCUGCUCAGGAAUUGGGAUCGGUGGCUCAAUCCCUAUUGUGUACACGUACUACGCUGAGUUCCUGCAGAUGGAUAAGAGAGGAGAACAUCUCAGCUGGCUGUGUUUGUUCUGGAUGCUCGGAGGACUGUACGCUUCCUUCACCGCAUGGGGAAUCAUCCCACAUUAUGGCUGGGGUUUCAGUAUGGGGACAGAGUUCCAGUUCCACAGCUGGAGGGUGUUUGUGCUGGUUUGUUUCCUUCCCUCUGUGGCUGCUCUCGCUGGGCUGGUGUUCAUGCCAGAAAGUCCCCGUUUCCUCCUGGAGACUGCAAGACACGACGAGGCCUGGAUGAUCCUGAAGCAGGUCCAUGACACCAACUGGAGAGCGAAAGGAGAGCCAGAGAGAGUGUUUCAAUUUUCACAGAUCAAAAUGCCUCAUGCACAGGAUGACGAGUUCAUAGAGAUUCAGAGUGAAACUGGCACUACCUUCCAAAGAUUCAUGGUCCGACAUAUGACCCUGGUUAAACAGGUCAUAAAGAACAUGCUGUCACUCGCCGCACCAGAUCUCAGACUCCAUGGGUUGUUCAUUGCCAUUGUGUGGUUCACAAUGGCCUUCAGCUAUUUUGGCCUGGGAGCGUGGUUUCCUGACCAGAUCAAGUACCUCCAGUUUGAAGAGUACGAGUCCAACGUCAAGACCUUUCAUCGUGAGAAAGUGGAACACUUUCAUUUCAACUUCACUCUGCAAAAUCAGGUCCACAAGGAGGGCGAGUACAUCUAUGACAGGUUUAUCGACAUAGAAAUAAGAAACGUGAAGUUUGAGGAAUCACUCUUUGAGAACUGUUAUUUUGAGGACAUCAGAUCAACGGACACCUUCUUUGAGAACUGCACUCUUAAAGACACGGUGUUCUACAAUACUGACCUGUGGGAAGAUUCCAAGUUCAUUAACUGUAAGCUGGAAAAUACAACGUUUCUGCACCCCAAAAUUGGCUGCCAUCUAAACUUCCAAGAGGAAAAUGACAUCCUGAUCUAUCUAGUCUGCUUCCUGGGGAGUUUGUCGGUAAUACCGGGCAACAUCGUAGCAGGUCUGUUAAUGGAUAAAAUAGGACGAUUAAAAAUUAUAGGGGGAUCCAUGUUAGCCGCCGCUGGUUGCACGUUCUUCCUGCUCCUGUGCUUCAGUCAGUGGGCUGUCGUCUUCUUCCAGUGCCUGUUCUUCGCAGCCGGUGCUGCAGCUUGGAACGGCAUUGAAGUCGUCACAGUAGAGCUCUAUCCAACCUCAAAAAGAGCCACAGCUUUCGGUGUGCUGAAUGGCACAUGUAAACUGGGAGCUAUCAUCAGCACGUUCAUCUUCGGCAAGGUGAUCGGCAUCACUAAGAUCAUCCCCAUCAUCCUGUCCUUCUCUUCGCUAGUGUGCGGAGGACUGCUAGCGUUUAAGUUACCUGAGACACGAGAGGUCAUUCUUCAGUGAAAAAAGCCAAACUCCUCAAGGCCUCUGUGUUUGGUCCAGCAGGACACUGGAUGACCGCGUGCUGGACUGCAAAAGGGCUGAAUGAUGUAAAGCUGAUAUGGUGUCAUACUAGAACCACUGUACUGUAGUAUUACAAGUCAUAGCGCAGAUAUGUGACCCUGGAGCACAAAACUAGUCAUUAAUAGCAUGGGUAUAUGGGUCAAAAUUAUAGAUUUUUCUUUUAUGCCAAAAAUCAUUAGGAUAUUAAGUAAAGAUCAUGUUCCAUUAAGAUAUUUUGUAAAUUUACUUCUGUAAAUAUAUAAAAACGUAAUUUUUGAUGAGUAAUAUGCAUUGCUAAGAACUUCAUUUGGACAAAUUAAAAAAAUUUUUUUUUUGCUUCCUCAGAUUCCAGAUUUUCAAAUAGUUGUAUCUCUGUCAAAUAUUGUCCGAUCCCAGUAAACCAUACAUCAAUGCAAAGCGUUUUUUAUUUUUAUUUUUUUAUUAGCUGUCAGGUGAUAAAUCUCAAUUUCCAAAAUUGACCCUUAUGACUGGUUUUGUGGUCCAGGGUCACAUAUUUGUUUAAAGUGUUCACAGGGGCUAUAUUUUGAGUAAGGUUUGGAAAUAUAUUUGCAACAUUUAUACAAACGAAUUAGAUCUGAGCGUCAUCAUGGAAUUCACUUUUUUAUAUUGAAACAAAUAAUAACUUUUUAACUGUAAGUUCAACCUUUAAAUGAGAUCUCUGCAUUUUACUUGUAUUUAAUAUGUAAAAAAUUUAGUUAUUUUAGUUUUUCUGGUGCAAAAAUCUUUACACCAACUUCAUCUGCUCACCAGCUUUUGGUAAUCCGCUAGUUUUUCUUGUGUUGUAUUUGCUAAUGCUGUGGUAUAUGCUUAUUUCACAUUAGAUAAUUAUAUUUUCACUGUGUUUUAACUCUAAUGUUCUUUGAUUCUCAUCUUUUCAAUUACUGUUUGUCAUGCCUUUUAAUUGGAAAAUUUUGAAAAGUUUGUGUGAGGCUAGAUAUUUUUACAUUUGACUUAUGUGAAGUACGCUCAUUUCCUUUGAGAAAAUUUGUAGAUUUUUAAACAAAUGUGAACAGUUAUUAUGAAAGAAUGGCUCAAAAAAUAGUAGUCUUAAAAGUUCACUUUUGUCCACAGAAAAGUUUAUUCAGAUAGAUUUUAUUUUAAUAGGUCAGCAAUGAUUAAAUGCUGUAAAAGGGCCUCCAUAGCAAAUCUGUAUAGCUUUAUGUCAAAUCUUUUUGUAUUUGUUACAAAUGUAAAAAAGAUGAAAAAAUCUAAUUGUUUUUCUGGUUUUUGAUGUUGAGAAAAUAAAAUAUAAAACCUAAUUUUA